CCUCUCUUUUGGAAACGAGAGAGGUGGAGGGAGGCAACAAGGCUGCAGAGGAGAGGCCCGCCAAGUCUGCCCGCCUGCAAAGUGUUGCUUUGACACAUCCUUAUUAUGGAAGUUAAGUAAAAAUAUAUACAUAUUAAAAAAUAACUCCGGACGUGGAGCUGCUACGGAGAAGGAAACCGGGGGAAAGAAAACCAGUAGGCAGGCCCGUGGUUUUUCGGCAGCGUGCUGGCAAGUUGGGGGAACACUUUCUAGGAAUUAGGUCUUUUCCUCCCCCUUCAUCAUCUUGACUUCUGAAGAAAGAACUUGGCUUUGGAUUGCGGUGGAGCCUAAGGAGAGAGGGUUAGACACACUUGAAUCAUCCCUCUGGCUGGGCUGAAUUUGCGGGAAUUGAGGAAGCCAGAGUGUUGGAAAUACAGCAGCCUUCGAAGUGCCCUCUGUUAAUUUGGAUGGAUCUAAAUGUGCCCCGUUCAAGACCUCUCCACCAACCCCUUCUGAUCUUGCGAUUUGCUCUUCUUGACUUUAAUUAGUAUCUAGGAAAGUCUAAACUUUGGACCUACCUCUUUUUUUGAUACUUAUUUUUGUACUUUUGCUCUCUGGGAUUGGUUUCUUAAACGAUCUGGAUCCUUUUUAAUAUGUCAAAAUGAGUCUGCUGAUGUUUACACAACUAAUGCUCUGUGGAUUUUUAUAUGUUCGGGUUGAUGGAUCGCGUCUUCGCCAGGAAGACUUCCCCCCGCGGAUUGUGGAGCACCCUUCUGAUGUCAUCGUCUCGAAGGGAGAGCCCACGACUCUCAACUGCAAGGCGGAGGGCCGGCCAACGCCCACCAUUGAGUGGUACAAGGAUGGGGAGCGAGUGGAGACUGACAAGGACGAUCCCCGGUCCCACAGGAUGCUUCUGCCCAGCGGAUCCUUAUUCUUCUUGCGCAUCGUGCAUGGGCGCAGAAGUAAACCUGACGAAGGAAGCUACGUGUGUGUUGCAAGGAACUAUCUCGGUGAAGCAGUGAGUCGAAAUGCAUCUCUGGAAGUGGCAUUGUUACGAGAUGACUUCCGACAAAACCCCACAGAUGUUGUAGUGGCAGCUGGAGAGCCUGCAAUCCUGGAGUGCCAGCCUCCCCGGGGACACCCAGAACCCACCAUCUACUGGAAAAAAGACAAAGUUCGAAUUGAUGACAAGGAAGAAAGAAUAAGCAUCCGUGGUGGAAAACUGAUGAUCUCCAAUACCAGGAAAAGUGAUGCAGGGAUGUAUACUUGUGUUGGUACCAAUAUGGUGGGAGAAAGGGACAGUGACCCAGCAGAGCUGACUGUCUUUGAACGACCCACAUUUCUCAGGAGGCCAAUUAACCAGGUGGUACUGGAGGAAGAAGCUGUAGAAUUUCGUUGUCAAGUCCAGGGAGAUCCUCAACCAACUGUGAGGUGGAAAAAGGAUGAUGCAGACUUGCCAAGAGGAAGGUAUGACAUCAAAGAUGAUUACACACUAAGAAUUAAAAAGACCAUGAGUACAGAUGAAGGCACCUAUAUGUGCAUUGCUGAGAAUCGGGUUGGAAAAAUGGAAGCCUCUGCUACGCUCACCGUCCGAGCUCCCCCACAGUUUGUGGUUCGGCCAAGAGAUCAGAUUGUUGCUCAAGGUCGAACAGUGACAUUUCCCUGUGAAACUAAAGGAAACCCACAGCCAGCUGUUUUUUGGCAGAAAGAAGGCAGCCAGAACCUACUUUUCCCAAACCAACCCCAGCAGCCCAACAGUAGAUGCUCAGUGUCACCAACCGGAGACCUCACAAUCACCAACAUUCAACGUUCCGACGCGGGUUACUACAUCUGCCAGGCUUUAACUGUGGCAGGAAGCAUUUUAGCAAAAGCUCAGCUGGAGGUUACUGAUGUUUUGACAGACAGACCUCCACCUAUAAUUCUACAAGGCCCAGCCAACCAAACACUGGCAGUGGAUGGUACAGCAUUACUGAAAUGUAAAGCCACUGGCGAUCCUCUUCCUGUAAUUAGCUGGUUGAAGGAGGGAUUUACUUUUCUGAGUAGAGAUCCGAGAGCAACAAUCCAAGAGCAAGGCACGCUACAGAUUAAGAAUUUGCGGAUUUCUGAUACUGGCACUUACACUUGUGUGGCUACAAGUUCGAGUGGAGAGACUUCCUGGAGUGCAGUGCUGGAUGUGACAGAAUCUGGAGCAACAAUCAGUAAAAAUUAUGAUUUAAAUGACCUGCCAGGGCCACCAUCCAAACCGCAGGUCACUGAUGUUACUAAGAACAGUGUCACCUUGUCCUGGCAACCAGGUACCCCUGGAACCCUUCCAGCAAGUGCAUAUAUCAUUGAGGCUUUCAGCCAAUCAGUGAGCAAUAGCUGGCAGACCGUGGCAAACCAUGUAAAGACCACCCUCUAUACCGUAAGAGGACUGCGGCCCAACACAAUCUACUUAUUCAUGGUCAGAGCGAUCAACCCCCAAGGCCUCAGUGACCCAAGUCCCAUGUCAGAUCCUGUGCGCACACAAGAUAUCAGCCCACCAGCACAAGGAGUGGACCACAGGCAAGUGCAGAAAGAACUAGGAGACGUCCUUGUCCGUCUUCAUAAUCCAGUUGUACUGACUCCCACCACUGUUCAGGUCACAUGGACGGUUGAUCGCCAACCCCAGUUUAUCCAAGGCUACCGAGUGAUGUACCGUCAGACUUCAGGUCUGCAGGCCACAUCUUCAUGGCAGAAUGUAGAUGCCAAAGUCCCGACUGAACGAAGUGCUGUCUUGGUCAACCUGAAAAAGGGAGUGACUUAUGAAAUUAAAGUACGGCCAUAUUUUAAUGAGUUCCAAGGAAUGGAUAGUGAAUCUAAAACGGUUCGUACUACUGAAGAAGCCCCCAGUGCCCCUCCACAGUCUGUCACUGUACUGACAGUUGGAAGCUACAAUAGCACAAGUAUUAGUGUUUCCUGGGAUCCUCCUCCUCCAGAUCACCAGAAUGGAAUUCUCCAAGAAUACAAGAUCUGGUGUCUAGGAAAUGAGACACGAUUCCAUAUCAACAAAACUGUGGAUGCAGCCAUUCGGUCUGUAAUAAUUGGCGGAUUAUUCCCAGGUAUUCAAUACCGGGUAGAGGUUGCAGCUAGUACCAGUGCAGGAGUUGGAGUAAAAAGUGAGCCGCAGCCAAUAAUAAUCGGGAGACGCAAUGAAGUUGUCAUUACUGAAAACAGUAACAGCAUAACUGAGCAAAUCACUGACGUGGUGAAGCAACCCGCCUUUAUUGCUGGUAUUGGUGGUGCCUGCUGGGUAAUUUUGAUGGGUUUUAGCAUAUGGUUGUACUGGAGAAGAAAGAAGAGGAAGGGACUCAGUAAUUAUGCUGUUACGUUUCAAAGAGGAGAUGGAGGACUAAUGACCAAUGGAAGCCGUCCAGGUCUUCUAAAUGCUGGUGAUCCCAGCUAUCCAUGGCUUGCUGAUUCUUGGCCAGCCACAAGCUUGCCAGUAAAUAAUAGUAAUAGUGGCCCAAACGAUAUUGGAAAUUUUGGCCGUGGAGAUGUGCUGCCACCGGUUCCAGGCCAAGGGGAUAAAACAGCAACAAUGCUCUCAGAUGGAGCCAUUUAUAGCAGCAUUGACUUCACUACCAAAACCACUUACAACAGUUCCAGCCAGAUAACACAGGCCACCCCAUACGCCACGACACAGAUCUUGCAUUCCAACAGCAUACAUGAAUUGGCUGUUGAUCUGCCUGAUCCACAGUGGAAAAGCUCAAUUCAGCAAAAAACAGAUCUGAUGGGAUUCGGUUAUUCUCUACCUGAUCAGAACAAAGGUAACAACGGUGGGAAAGGUGGAAAAAAGAAGAAAAAUAAAAACUCUUCUAAACCACAGAAAAACAAUGGAUCCACUUGGGCCAAUGUCCCCCUACCUCCUCCCCCAGUCCAGCCCCUUCCUGGUACAGAGCUGGAACACUAUGCGGCGGAACAACAAGAAAAUGGCUAUGACAGUGAUAGCUGGUGCCCACCAUUGCCAGUACAAACUUACCUACAUCAAGGUCUGGAAGAUGAACUGGAAGAAGAUGAUGAUAGGGUCCCAACACCUCCUGUCCGAGGCGUGGCUUCUUCUCCUGCUAUCUCCUUUGGACAGCAGUCCACUGCAACUCUUACUCCAUCCCCACGGGAAGAGAUGCAACCCAUGCUGCAGGCUCACCUGGAUGAGUUGACAAGAGCCUAUCAGUUUGAUAUAGCAAAACAAACAUGGCACAUUCAAAGCAAUAAUCAACCUCCACAGCCUCCGGUUCCACCAUUAGGUUAUGUGUCCGGAGCCUUGAUUUCUGAUUUGGAAACAGAUGUUCCAGAUGAUGAUGCUGACGAUGAAGAGGAAGCUUUAGAAAUCCCCAGGCCCCUGAGAGCACUGGACCAGACUCCUGGAUCCAGUAUGGACAAUCUAGACAGCUCUGUGACAGGAAAAGCCUUUACCUCCUCUCAAAGACCUCGACCUACCAGCCCAUUUUCUACUGACAGUAACACCAGCGCAGCCGUGUGUCAAAGUCAGAGGCCUCGGCCCACUAAAAAACACAAGGGAGGGCGGACGGACCAACAACCAGCACUGCCUCAUCGAAGGGAAGGAAUGACAGAUGAGGAGGCCUUGGUGCCCUACAGCAAGCCCAGUUUCCCAUCUCCAGGUGGCCACAGCUCGUCAGGCACAGCUUCCUCUAAGGGAUCCACUGGACCUCGGAAAGCCGAGGUGUUGAGAGCAGGCCACCAGCGCAAUGCCAGCGACCUUCUUGACAUAGGAUACAUGGGCUCCAACAGUCAAGGACAGUUUACAGGUGAAUUAUAGUAACUGAGAGGAGACAUACAAAGCUGCUCUGAAGGACCAUCAGGUCCGAACUCAUGGAAGUGAUGACACUAAACAGUGCAAUGAACAAUUUCUUUAUUUAUGUACUAUUAAAAGAACUGUAAAUGCAAUGUAAAGACACACAGCCACACAUAUCCCACAGAUAUUUUAAUUGUGUUCUUCUCUUACGUACACCACCCACCUUAACUCUUUCUUGUCAGGAGUAUAUAAAAAAGAAAGAAAACAAAACUCACCCUACAGGAAGAAAAGGAUUUUCCUCUGUAUAUAAUUUCUUUUGUGCAUUGCUAUGCAAGCUCACUCUUUUUAGCUCUGUUCAUAUUAUUGUCUGUUCUUAUUGGUCUGUUGUACUAUAUGUGAAUUAAUAGGCUGUGGUGCCAUAUAUUAACUUUUAAUUGUGUAACUUUUAUGUUUAAAUUUUGCACUGCAAUUUUAUUUGGUGAUAAGCACAAGUCUCUACUCCUCGUGACAUGAAGAAAAAGACUGAAUGUGAAGGGAGUUUCUGUACUGUAAGCUAGAUUGGAGAAUGAUGGUUGUAACAAAUCACGUUAGAUGGGUUUCAGUUGGGGUGUAGAAAUAGGAAGAUGCAAAGGAACAAUGGUGUUGGCAAAGUCUUCUUUGAAUAUCAGGGACUGAGUCAAUAAAAAAAAUAGUAGAAAGGUGGCUUUUACUAUUGACAAAAGCAGGGGUCAAAAAAAGUAGUUUAAGUCUUAAGACUGAAUAUGCAUUAAAGUAUGCAGGUAGCAAAGAUGUAAUAAAUGUGCUUAAAAAAAGAAAUUAAAGUUUUAUUUAGAAUCAAUUUUGCCUGUCAUUGUAAUUGACCCAUCUGAGAAUUAAAAUAAGCAAGAGGAAAUUAAGGUGUUUUGCAAGAGCUGUAUUUAUAUUACAGUUUUUUAAAAACAUUUUCUGAAUUAUCAUCAUUAAGCUCUCCAACUCAUUAAGUCAGAAUAUAAUAUGAAGUUCCCCAAGGAAAUGAACAAAAUGAACUCUAGAAUAUCUAGCAAAUAGUUAAAGAAGCAAUUUAUUAUUAGGGCAUACUCGGGCUGUUUCCAAAUAUAAACUCUAUUGCAAUAUCUUAUUUCAUCUUUCUAAUACAUGUACAGUACACACUAGAGGAUAGAGCUGCAUCACUUAAAUUCAUGACUUAAAAAAUAAUACAGUCUAUAUACAAUUUGUGUUUUAUUUGAUUAAGAAGUGAAGUUUAUGCCACCCAAUGUAUAGCCAAAUUGUACGUGCUUAAAAAGCAGUGCUGAGAGUAUGUUCAGUUCACAGUAAGUAGAUUUAUUGGAAUAAAUAUUUUGUGGUACAUCCUCAGAAAUUGGCUUCCGACUAAAAUACGUUUGACCCAUUUUGAAUAAGGAAAUUGAAAAGAAAAGUUUAAAAGGAGAAAACAAUGCAUGUUUAUAAACUUUUUAAAUAAAACCAGACCUUGUAAGUGGACAUUAA
Molecule: messenger RNA, 6238 nt
Organism: Piliocolobus tephrosceles (Ugandan red Colobus)
Lineage: Eukaryota; Metazoa; Chordata; Mammalia; Primates; Cercopithecidae
Gene: ROBO2
Product: roundabout guidance receptor 2
Exons: 26
Coding region: 641-4777 (1378 amino acids)
Molecular function (GO): protein binding
Source: RefSeq, a predicted model, not a curated record